ACACAGCUGCUUCCUCUCGCUCCGCAAACAUGAUCCUUCAUAUUCAUCAUAUGAGGCACACGUUAUGAACACGUAUGAAGUUAGCGAUAUGGGGAGGAAGAGCAGGAGGAAGAGGAAGAGGAGGAGCAGAGUCAAAGUUACGGGCGGCGAGGAGGCGGAGAGGAUUGGCGAGCGAGUGGGCCAGCCGCCGAGCAUGGGCGGCCUGCCCGCAGCCUCCGAGAGGAAGCGUCCCCAAUCAGGGCACCACCCGGCACGGGAGAGGAAGACCAACCUUUUGCGACCCGGUUUGCGCUACGACGCCAUAUCCGAGACGGGCCCCCUGUUUGCCGUGGCGGUGGACGUCAACGGCCUCCGCUUGGAGGGCAGGGGACCCAGCAAGAAACGGGCCAAAAUGAGGGCAGCUGAGCUGGCUCUCAGCUCUUUGGUCCAGUUCCCCCAUGAGGGGUCGGAGAGCAUCGGGAGCGCCGCAAAUGAUUUCACGGAGGAUCAAUUGGAUGGCUGGCAAAUGUUCGACACAGAUGGCACAGAGAGGAAGGAGGUCUUCCCCCAACCUGGCAGCCAAUCCAGCCCAAGAGAAGUGGUCAGUACCCGGCUCUUGGGUGGUCUCGGUCCGACGGGGCUGCUCGGUCAACUGCGACCGGGCCUGCGCUACUUCUGCCUGACUGAGCGACUUCCCGGCCGGCUGGAGAAACGUUUCAUUGCGGCGGUGCGGGUGGACGGGCGGAUAUUCGAAGGCUGUGGCCACAGUCAAAGAGCCGCCAAGGCCCGUGCGGCGGCCGCCGCUCUGCGCUCCCUCCGUGACGUUAGCCUCGAGAGCAAAGUGAAUGGUCUCUGUGGGGACCGGCAGCAACUUCCUCAGUUUUUUGCAGAAGCCAUCUUCCAGCUAGCAAGACAAAAAUACCAGCAACUAAUGGACCAAAGCCCUGCCACACCCAAUAUGGCCGCCAUUGUCAUGACGACAGGGUUAGAGUUGAGCACAGCUGAGGUUGUGUCCAUGGCAACUGGAACCAAGUGUUUGGACUGGGAUGGAGGUCGUUGCGAUGACAAUGCGCUGCACGACUGUCAUGCUGAGGUUGUGUGCAGGAGGGCACUGUUGCGUUUCUUGUACGCUCAGUUGGAGACGCUCCUGAUACGUUCUGUAGACCAGACUGACGUUGGACCGGCGUCCAUCUUUGAACCGGUGACUGGUCGCCAAAGGGUCUUCAGGCUGCGAGACCACAUUGGACUCCACAUGUUUGUCACCUCGUCACCAUGUGGAGAUGCCAGACUUAACUGUCCGUAUGAAAACGACACUUCACCGUCCAUGAAGUCCAACAUGUUGCGCUGCGGCCUGAGGACUAAGGUGGUGGGUGGCCAGGGAACGUUGCCCAUCACAGCUCGGUCGGCCAAUCCCAUGGGGCCAAGCCUGUCACCAAGUAAACCUCAAGUCAGCAUGUCCUGCACGGACAAAAUAGCCAAGUGGUGUACGGUGGGCUUGCAGGGAGCGCUGUUGUCUCACCUGGUUGAACCCGUGUACCUUCGGAGCCUGACGGUGGCCACGUUGAGCCACACGGGGCACCUGCACCGCGUUCUGGCUCGCCGCCUUGCCCCCAAUAAACGCCACGCUGCGCUCUACCGACGGAAACUCCCGCUGCUCGCGUGUCUGAGAAGAGUCGAGCGGCGUGCAUGCGGAAAUCAGUCGCGCAUCAGCGUAAACUGGAGUGGCGGCGACGGUGACACCGAGGAGCUCAGUACCACGUCGGGGUUGCGCAACCGCUGCGGGACGCCAUCCAGACUCAGCAGCUGUCGUUUUUUCGUCCGCUGGCAACAUCUGCACAGACGACUCAACAAGUGGACGUCAGAGGACAGGUUGAGGACGUACGCCGCCUGGAAGGAGGCGGCCAGUCCGUACCAGAAGGCCGUGCGGCAGUUCGGCGUCGCCGUGCGGGACGCCGGACUCGGAACGUGGAGCAGGAAACUUAUGCCGAGGGCUCCGGGCGCCGAGGAGGGUCGAUAGUUUAUGCCGCUCUGAAAACAAGCGCAAUCUGACUUGCAGUUGGAGGUUCUGGCUUGGAAUUUGGGGAAUGCGGCUCCCUUCCUGCGUCACCCCCCAAUCUAAAAAAAAAACUGUUCACACUUUGUCAUAAAAAUGGUAUAUAUUUUUUCCCUCAAAGGCUUCUGAGUUGCAUUUGAAUGAAUAGCAAUAAUCUGAGUUGAACCUUAAAUUUAUUUUAUGCUAGUUCAGUAAAAUGUUUCAUAAUAUUGUCAUGGCUCUUUAUAAGGUAAAAAAGAUUAUAAGGUAAAAAAGAUGAUUUGUACAAGUGUGAGUGUCCAGCAGGGGGAGAAAGAUGAGAGAGGCUGCGUCGGUCAGCGACAGUCAUUUUAUUUUGAUGGAUGUGUACCAAAGUGACUUUGUUACAAGGCCAACGUUCAAAAUUACGAGUCAGCAUUUGACUGCUUCGAAUGUGUUUGGCUCACUUUCAAAUACGACCAGGUUGAAAAAGAGCUUUGUUUUCUUUCUUUCUUACCUACAUUCCAUAAAAGACGGCUAAACGACAAAAGUCUGCAACGUGACAAUGUGGACAUCAAAUCUGAUUGGAUGAACUGAUAGCUUGCACAUUAAACAUACUCUCUUUGUAUGUGUGUGCGCGCGCUAAUAAACACAAAAUAUUUUUUAUAGAUUACCCUUUAUAUGAUACAAAGAGUGUGGAGGACUAAAAAGUGCUAACACAGCAAAGCUAAAUCGUUCAUUGUGUGAAAGUGAAGGCCUUCACACGUUAUUCCUAUACUUGAAUAUUUCUCUACGCUUAACUACUUCCACAUACUUUAACCGAUUGACUUCGUUCCACUUUUAACUUGUUUCAAAUACUCAUGACAACAUUGCUUCAAUUUUUUUCCCCCACCAUUCCAAACAUUU
Syngnathus typhle (broad-nosed pipefish) is the source of this 2896-nucleotide messenger RNA. Its product is annotated as double-stranded RNA-specific editase B2-like. The record is from RefSeq and is a predicted model, not a curated record. Gene Ontology annotation, molecular function: double-stranded RNA binding; double-stranded RNA adenosine deaminase activity; tRNA-specific adenosine deaminase activity. Lineage: Eukaryota; Metazoa; Chordata; Actinopteri; Syngnathiformes; Syngnathidae. The transcript has 10 exons. The coding region runs from base 65 to 1996 and encodes 643 amino acids. Gene Ontology annotation, biological process: RNA processing; adenosine to inosine editing. Gene Ontology annotation, cellular component: nucleolus; cytoplasm.